AUGGCUGAAAUCGACAAACCUCACAGAACGCUGCCUACUUACCAUCCCGGCUCCUCACAGAAGGACAUCGAGAAGGAACCGGAUUGGCAAAAAGUACCGCAUCAUCGUAUCGGAUAUCGGGAUAAGCAAGGCCGAGUUGCUGGUGUCUCACACCCGGACGGUGAUCUAGACAAGGACAAGGAAUUUCUCGAUCAUGCGAGGAAAUUGGCAGAUGAAUUGCGUCAGAGAAGGGAGAGGGGGGAGCUACUGACCGUUGUGGAUUUUAUGAAAGACCAGGAGGACUACCAUUUGCGGAUGCCCUCGAAACAUCCCUCUGGCUGGCGAUAUGUGCUCCAUACUACGGAAAGUUUCAUCAAAUACGAGCAAGAAUGGCUGGUCAAUAUCCAGAAACGGGAAAAGGAGAAACAGCAGAAGGAAGAGCAGGAGAAGAGACAGAAGGGAGACGAGAGUGCAAAGCAGGAAUAUGAAUGGAGAAGAGAGCGUGGUGAAAUAACGACCCAUCACGAGGCAUACAGUACGGAGCAUCCACCGGAAGAAGACGAGCAACGAGAUGAACAAGAGGAGAAAGAAAUCAAACAUGAAGAGAGAUCCAAAGAGAGAAAGUUGCAUGAAAAAUACUCGCCGCAAGAAUUGGCAUUUUUACGAGCAUUGAAACGCGAAAAUGAUUAUAUCCACGGACUCGAGAUUGAUUCCGGAAAGCGAAUCUCCCCAGUAGCCGAUGAGCCUGCUGUUACCACCAUUGACGAAGCCGAUCAGUUUACCCCGGACAAUUGGAUUCCACGAAAUCCAUCUCUCGUCCGCCUAACCGGAAAACAUCCACUGAAUGCGGAACCGGAUCUUACAACCCUGUUUGAAGCUGGCUUAAUCACGCCAAAUGGCUUACACUACGUUCGGAAUCAUUCCUCUGUUCCUCAUAUUUUAUGGGAGACACAUGAAAUAGACAUAAACAACGGCCAAAAGGUUCUUACAAUGGAUGAGCUUGCCAAAUUCGAUGCUAUCAACAUCCCCAUUGCAAUGGCCUGUGAUGGCAAUAGGAGGAAAGAGUUGAAUAUGAUCAGACGUUCCAAAGGCUUUGACUGGGGCGCCGGUGGUGUUAGUUGCGCGUUCUGGAAAGGCGCUCUGCUCCGGGAUGUUCUGGUUUCUGCAGGUGUCAAGUUGGCACCCUCCACCCACUCCCAUGCUCGCCUCUGGGUGAAUUUUGAAGGGGCUGACAACCCCAGUGAGGGCAAAUACUCGACAUGUAUCCCUCUAGAAUACGCGAUGGAUAUCACCAACGAUGUUAUUCUUGCAUACGAGAUGAACAAUAAGCCACUGCCUCCUGAUCAUGGAUAUCCUGUACGGAUAAUGAUUCCGGGGUACGUCGGUGGCAGGUGCAUCAAGUGGUUAUCGAGAAUUUGGAUAUCUGAGACGGAAAAUACGAGCUAUUAUCAUAUUUAUGAUAACCGAGUGCUUCCAAGUUUUGUUAUCGAGAAGGAUUCCGAAUUUGCAAGAACGAUGUUUCACCACCCGAGUACUGCCUGCAAUGAGCAGAAUUUGAAUUCAGUGAUUGUCAGGCCAGCCCAGAACGAGAAAAUUGAACUCCAAACUGUCAAGCGUGGGCAAAGAUAUAGAAUCCAGGGAUUGGCCUAUGAUGGUGGUGGAUGUGAAGUCCAGAGGGUUGAAGUCACCUUGGACGGCGGAGAAACUUGGCUCUAUUGCACUCGCAAGAAAAGCCAGUUUGGAACCUCAUGGGCACCCGGGUUGAACCAGGAGUUGGCAAAGGCGGAUGGGUUGAAGCAAUCCGCUGAGGUGCAAAUCGAAAGUAUUAAACACGAAGUAUCAGCACCACAGAAGCAAUUUACACGUGAGGAAAUAGAAAAGCAUAACACAGAGGGUGACUGUUGGAUCGUGAUCAACGGCAAAGUCUACGACGCUUCCAGUGUUCUAAGCUGGCAUCCCGGUGGCAAAGGUCCGAUAAUGGGGCAUGCUGGGAAGGUCCACGCGGACACGACCGAAGAAUUCGAAAGCAUUCACGAUGAUUAUGCUGAACAAAAGCUCAGUGAAUGCGUCAUCGGUGUCGUCACGGACAAGGCAAAGGCUUUUAUCAAUAAGCAAAAGGAGCAGGCGGCGAAAGAUGCCGCAGCUUCUUCAGAAACGCCCAAGGAUUUAGCUCUCGAUCGAAAGAGAUGGAUACCCGUUAAGCUGAUUAAGAAAACGCAUCUGUCUGAAGACACGCAGCGCUACAAAUUCGCACUGCCCACAGGAACAAAGAGCCUGGGCCUCCAUACUGGUGAACACAUUCAGAUUGGAUUCCAUUUCCUCGAUCGAAUGGUCACCCGUUCAUACACCCCAGUCAGGCCAAUUCUUGAAGAGGAGAAGGAUGGUACAUUUGACCUCGUUGUCAAAUCUUACUUUCCUAGCAAGGAUAUGCCAGGAGGAACAAUUAGUAAUAUUCUCCACGAGCUUCGCCUCGGUGAAGAAAUCGAAGUCAAAGGCCCCAUGGGCGAGAUCCGCUAUCUAGGGCAUGGCAAGUUCAAAGUUGACGGCAGAGAACUCCAAUUCCAGCACAUCUCGCUUGUCCUGGGUGGUUCUGCAAUAACUCCGGGCUGGCAGCUAAUCAAAGACAUUCUCAAAUCCAAAAACCCGCAUGAUAAUACCAAGAUCGCCCUUGUUGAUGCGAACAAGAUGGAAAGUGAUAUUUUAUUGAGAGAUGAGAUGCAAAAGCUCAUGGAGGAGCAUCCGGAUCAAUUCAGAAUCGACCAUAUCCUGUCACAUGCGGGAGACGAUUGGAAAGGCGAACGAGGGUUUGUGACUGAGGAUCAUUUGAAGAAGUAUUGCUAUCCUCCUGAAAAGGGGAACAUUGCUCUUAUUUGCGGUCCGCCGGCGAUGAUUGCAAAAGCGGUAUUGCCGGCGCUAAAGGAUUGGGGUUAUACGGAGGAGGAGAACCUUUUCGGUUUCUAG
Uncinocarpus reesii 1704 is the source of this 2940-nucleotide messenger RNA. RefSeq lists its product as uncharacterized. The transcript has 6 exons. The record is from RefSeq and is a predicted model, not a curated record. Bases 1 to 2940 code for a protein of 979 amino acids. Gene Ontology annotation, molecular function: oxidoreductase activity; molybdenum ion binding. Lineage: Eukaryota; Fungi; Ascomycota; Eurotiomycetes; Onygenales; Onygenaceae.